ACAGUCAGUACGUUAUUUGUCUAAUAACUUUUCUGCCAGUCGAUAAAAUAAUAUGUUAGGGAAACCUGCCAACUGAUAGAAAGCAUGUUUGGUAUUAAUUUGUUCUGCCUCAAAUUUUGGGGAUUUGAUAUACUGUGUUGCCCUACGGUAUAGUGCAUUUGUGAUGUCAGUUAGCAUCUUUGACAUUGACGACUGACUGAUGCCCGAUCUGUCCCCAGCUGUCGUCUGGAUGGCUCCCGUCGCAUAGAAAUGUAGAGCUGCUGUAACCUUUACUGGUACUUUAUUUCGUGACUUCGGGCUGUUGUCGAUUCUAACUCAUCAUUCAACAUAUCACACAACUCUGUUAUUGUGCAGGAGUCUAUAUCUACGCAGAACCGGCAUAGGACUUACAUCUGAAAAUGUUGGUCGCGGUCUUACUAUCCUGGGAUGAGGAUUAUGGGUAUAAUGGCACUCUGAUCAUUAGUAAACUGGCUGGAGUGCUCUGUGGUGUCGUUCCUAAACUGAGAUGAGCUUUAGAGCUGGAUUCUCAGCGUUCACUUUCAAAAUGGUUAACGGCUCACUGUGGUGGAUGAAGGUAUGCUGCUAAACCAGGUUCUGAGAUCGGCACCACUUACCCUUUUGAGCCUCACAAGCUGUUUCAGUCAGAGUUACAGUAAUGUUCCAGUGAGACUGUACAGCAGCCCUGUUCCCCAGAAGACUCCAAGGAGGGUUGUGAUUACUGGAAUAGGCCUGGUAUCUCCCCUUGGAGUUGGCACCUCUUUGCCUUGGAAGCGCUUGAUAAGCGGGGAAAGUGGAAUUGUCAGUCUGAAGACUGAUGAUUAUAAAAAAGUGCCUUGCAAAGUGGCAGCCUGCGUGCCAAGAGGAGAUGGAGUAGGUGAGUUCAAGGAGGAGAUGUUUGUGUCUAAAGCGGAUAUAAAGGCCAUGUCCCCGGCAACAAUCAUGGCCCUAGCGGCAGCAGAGCUGGCAUUGAAAGACUCAGGAUGGUACCCGCAGAGUGAGCUCGACCAAUUAACCAGUGGAGUAGCAGUGGGCAUGGGAAUGGUCCCGCUGGAGGAUAUUGCAGGAACAGCUAUAAUGUUCAAGACCAAAGGCUACAACAAAGUCAGUCCCUAUUUUGUGCCCCGGAUACUAGUCAACAUGGCUGCAGGCCAGAUCAGCAUCAAAUACAAGCUCAAAGGCCCUAAUCAUGCUGUGUCAACUGCCUGCACCACAGGGGCACAUGCGGUUGGAGAUGCUUCCAGGUUUAUUGCCCAUGGCGAUGCAGCAGUGAUGAUUGCAGGAGGGACAGAAGCUUGCAUUGGUCCACUGUCCAUUGCUGGCUUUGCCAGAGCCCAUGCACUAAGCACCAGCUGGAACUCAACACCUAAACUUGCAUCUCGCCCCUUCCACCCAGAGAGAGAUGGGUUUGUGAUGGGAGAAGGGGCGGCAGUGUUGAUACUAGAGGAAUACAAGCAUGCGAUAGACAGGGGAGCCAGGAUCUAUGCAGAAGUGCUGGGUUAUGGACUUUCUGGUGAUGCCAGUCACAUGACAGCACCAAGCUCUGAUGGCGAUGGCGCAUUUAGGUGCAUGUCUGCUGCUAUUAAAGAUGCUGGCAUACACCCUGAAGAGGUAACCUACAUAAAUGCACAUGCAACAUCCACUCCACUAGGGGAUGCUGCUGAGAACCAAGCUAUCAAGAGACUUUUCCAAAAUAAUUCCCACUCAUUGGCUGUUUCCUCCACUAAGGGUGCAACAGGGCACCUUCUGGGAGCCGCAGGGGCUUUAGAGGCUGCCUUCACUGCCCUGGCGUGCUACCAUGGUACUCUACCCCCUACUCUCAAUCUUGACAGGACAGGCCCUGGGUUUGACCUGAAUUACAUUCCGUGCACAGCCCAGGAGUGGAAGACUGCCGGCAGACGGAUAGCACUUACCAACUCAUUUGGAUUUGGGGGCACCAAUGCAACACUCUGUUUUUCCAGUAUGGUCUUGUAGAAUUUAAGUGCUUAAAAAACUUAUUUUAUAUUACUUUAGUUUUACAGGUAUUUAUCUAAAUGUCAUUAACAAUAAUAACCUCAAUAGAUAAAUUUUGGUAAUAUAAUGUUAUUGGAAUAUGUCCACAUACAUUGAUGAGGUUGGAUUAUAAAUGCUAUUAAAUACCAUUUUCACAUGCACAGAGUAUAUUAUUGUAUUAUUCCCGUAAAUGUGUUGAAAACAAAGCAGGCAAUAGAUGAACAGCAGAUGGUGCUGAUUCAUAAUAAGAAGAGUACUUUUGAAUUAUGUUACAUUGAUAUUUAAACAGUCAAGUUAGAAUAAAGAGUGGUGAAAAACUAGCGUGGCUGUAUACACAGACCAAAGAUUUUGUUAAAUCUAGGGUAUUACCACAGUCCCAAUGCCAUUCCUCAUGCAUGUGUGAAAAUCAUGUUUUGGUGGUUUUUCUUUCUGUUGAAAACCUAGAAACAAAAAAAAGCAUUUUCAAAAUACAUGUUAAACAAGACACAGUUGUGGAUAACUUGGCUCCUGUUUAUUCAUAAAAUGCGUUAGUUGUGCCUUGUUUAACUUUGAUUUUGUAUAAUGUAUACAGCUGAUCCUUUGUUGGUAACUUAUCUACACAAUAAUAAAAAAGUGGUCAGAUAAAGUAUACAGAAUUUUGUUAACUAUGUAUUAUCAAGUCCAGUUUAAACUCAUCAUGAUCCACUGAAGAAAUAAAUGAUUUGGAAAACA
Molecule: messenger RNA, 2700 nt
Organism: Polyodon spathula (Mississippi paddlefish)
Lineage: Eukaryota; Metazoa; Chordata; Actinopteri; Acipenseriformes; Polyodontidae
Product: 3-oxoacyl-[acyl-carrier-protein] synthase, mitochondrial-like
Exons: 4
Coding region: 577-1971 (464 amino acids)
Biological process (GO): fatty acid biosynthetic process
Molecular function (GO): 3-oxoacyl-[acyl-carrier-protein] synthase activity
Source: RefSeq, a predicted model, not a curated record